Penicillium cinerascens is the source of this 546-nucleotide messenger RNA. RefSeq lists its product as uncharacterized. The coding region runs from base 1 to 546 and encodes 181 amino acids. The transcript has a single exon. The record is from RefSeq and is a predicted model, not a curated record. NCBI's taxonomy places the organism in Eukaryota, Fungi, Ascomycota, Eurotiomycetes, Eurotiales, Aspergillaceae.
AUGGCCGAAGAACAAUUCGGCCGCUUCCAUCGGUGGCUGAACAGUGGAAAUCUGGAGACUGUCUCCCGCGGCCAGGUAAAGUACCUUGACUUUGCCGAGAAACCCAGCAAGGCCAUCGGCGCCCUUUCGCUUGGGCUGGACUUCAUCGUGAUCAUCGCGUCAGUACAAAUGGCAGUUCUCGGCUUUAUCCCCACCAAGGCCUGCAAUGUAAUCGGAUUUGAGGCUUGCGGUGAUGGCAGAGAUCAUAUCGACAUCAUGAUGGAGCAGAUUUCGGUUCAAUGGGAGCGAGGCGAAUACCUUGGCUACUUCGACCAGACUCUUGAAAACGCCAAAGCCUUUGUCAUCGGCGCGCUCGUCAACGGAAAGGACCCUCGGCCCGACCAGACUCUCGCAAUGAUGAAACACCUUACCAGCUUGGGCCUAAACCCCCGUCUUGAGUGGUUCGGCACUCCCAAAGCUGAACAUGUAUCCGACCGAGGCACCAUUAUCGUUACCUGUCCCGACAACCGACCACCCAACGUGUUCAUUGACGGAUAUUGGAAGUAG